Vombatus ursinus (common wombat) is the source of this 8308-nucleotide messenger RNA. It is a transcript of the gene AFF4, whose product is annotated as AF4/FMR2 family member 4. The record is from RefSeq and is a predicted model, not a curated record. The coding region runs from base 149 to 3787 and encodes 1212 amino acids. Gene Ontology annotation, cellular component: nucleus; super elongation complex. Lineage: Eukaryota; Metazoa; Chordata; Mammalia; Diprotodontia; Vombatidae. Gene Ontology annotation, biological process: regulation of gene expression. The transcript is spliced from 25 exons.
GAAGGCCCGCGGCCCGGGACGCCGCCACCGCCAACGCCACCGUCACCGGGACAUGGUUUGGGCCUAGCGGAGCCGGGAUAGGAGGGCACCAAAAUUCCUGGAUCUUUUCCCCCACAAACUGUGUCCCUCAGAUUCAACACAAGAGGGAAUGCGGCUGGGAAAGACAAAGGAAUCUAGAACAACAGCAAAGCUGAGGUCAAACUGCCAUACAGGAUGGACACCAAGGAAGCUGUGUUGGGAACAAAAAGAAAUCAAAAUAAGCAACAUGAACCGUGAAGACCGGAAUGUGCUUCGUAUGAAAGAAAGGGAAAGGCGAAAUCAGGAAAUUCAUCAGGGUGAAGAAGCCUUCCCACCUAACUCUCCUCUCUUUGCUGAACCAUACAAAGUUACUAGCAAAGAAGACAAAUUAUCUAGUCGUAUUCAGAGCAUGCUUGGAAACUACGAUGACUCCUACGAAAUGAAGGAUUUUAUAGGAGAUAGAUCUCUACAAAAGCUUGUUGCAAUUCCCAAACCUACCAUACCAUCAACAACAGAUGAAAAACCAAAUCCAAGUUUCUUUAGUGAACACAGACAUGGUAGCUCUCAUCAGAGCAGCAAAUGGACUCCUGUAGGACCAGCACCUAGCACUUCUUCCCAGUCGCAGAAACGGUCUUCAGGUUUACAGAGUGGACACAGUAGCCAACGGACCAGUGGAAGUGGCAGUAACAGCACUAGUAGUGUUGGUCAGAGGCAUGACCGUGAAUCAUACAGUAGUAGUGGCGGCAGCAGUGGUGGUAGCCGUAAAAAAAGCCAGCAUGGAUCAGAACACUCUAAAUCUCGUUCUUCCAGUCCUGGAAAACCACCUGCUGUUUCUUCAUUAAGCUCUAGUCAUUCCAGAGCUCAUGGGAAUGAUCACCACAGCAAGGAGCAGCGUUCUAAGUCACCACGGGACCCUGAUGCAAAUUGGGACUCGCCUUCUCGUGUUCCUUCAUUUUCAAGUGGACAGCACUCUAGCCAGUCUUUUCCACCUUCGUUGAUGUCAAAGUCAAACUCAAUGUUACAGAAACCUACUGCCUAUGUAAGGCCCAUGGAUGGACAGGAGUCCAUGGAACCAAAGCUAACCUCUGAGCACUACAGCAGCCAAUCCCAUAGCAACAGCAUGAGUGAGCUGAAGCCUAGUAGCAAAGCACAUCUAACCAAAUUGAAAAUACCUUCCCAACCAUUAGAUGCAUCUGCAUCUGGUGAUGUGAGCUGUGUGGAUGAAAUUCUUAAAGAGAUGACCCACUCAUGGCCGCCCCCCUUAACGGCAAUUCACACACCAUGCAAAACAGAACCUUCUAAAUUUCCUUUUCCAACUAAAGAAUCUCAGUCAAAUUUUGGCCCUGGAGAACAAAAAAGAUACAAUCCUUCAUCUAAAACUUCAAAUGGUCAUCAGUCCAAAUCUAUGUUAAAGGAUGAUUUAAAACUUAGCAGCAGUGAAGAUAGCGAUGGAGAACAGGAUUGUGAUAAAACUGUGCCAAGGAGUACACCGGGAAGUAAUUCUGAACCUUCACACCACAAUAGCGAAGGAGCAGAUAAUUCCAGGGAUGACUCCAGUAGCCAUAGUGGAUCUGAAAGCAGCUCUGGAUCUGACUCGGAGAGUGAAAGUAGUUCCAGUGAUAGUGAAGCCAAUGAGCCGUCACAGAGUGCAUCUCCUGAGCCUGAACCACCGCCAACAAAUAAAUGGCAGCUUGAUAAUUGGUUGAAUAAAGUGAAUCCACAUAAAGUGUCACCAGCUUCUUCUGUAGAUAGUAAUAUCCCAUCUUCUCAAGGCUAUAAAAAGGAAGGUCGGGAACAAGGACCAGGAAGUGGCUACGUUGAGCAGAAUGGACCUAAGGAGUCCAAUUCUUCUACUCCUGGACGUGAUUCCAAAACUAUUCAAAAAGGAUCAGAGAGUGGUCGUGGGAGACAAAAGUCCCCAGCCCAGAGUGAUAACACUACACAGCGAAGAACUGUAGGAAAAAAACAACCCAAAAAAACAGAGAAGGCAGGUGUAGAAGAGCCUCGAGGGGGCCUAAAAAUAGAAAGUGAAACCCCUGUAGACAUGACAACAAGUAUGCCCUCCAACAGACACAAGGCAGCCACAAAAGGCUCAAGAAAACCCAAUAUAAAGAAGGAGCCCAAAUCUUCCCCUAGAUCUACAACAGAAAAAAAGAAGUAUAAGUCAGCAAAUAAACCUUCACAAAAAUCUAGGGAAAUCAUAGAAACAGAUACUUCAUCGUCUGAUUCUGAUGAAAGUGAGGGCCUUUUCCCUUCUUCACAAACUCCUAAGUAUCCUGAGAGCAAUAGAACUCCUGUUAAACCCUCCUCAGUCGAGGAGGAGGACAGCUUUUUUCGGCAAAGAAUGUUCUCUCCUAUGGAAGAGAAGGAACUCCUUUCCCCACUUAGUGAUCCUGAUGACAGGUAUCCUCUUAUUGUGAAGAUUGACCUGAAUCUCUUGUCAAGAAUACCAGGGAAGCCUUAUAAAGAAAUGGAGCCCCCCAAGGUAGAAAAGAAAAAUGUGCCUGAAAAGCACACGAGAGAGCCCCAGAAACAAGUCUCAGAUAAAGGUUCCACCAAGGGGAAGAGGAAACAUAAGAAUGAUGAUGAUAACCGAGCCUCUGAGAGCAAGAAACCUAAGAUUGAGGAGAAGAGUUCAUCAGGCCAUAAGACGUCCAGCAGUAGAGACAACCCUGAGAGGUCAUCCAAACAGAGUGCUGUGAAAGAGAAAGAUCCAUUGCCGUCUCCUGCUGGGCCUAUUCCCCUAAAAGACCCAAAAACUGAGCAUGGAUCCAGGAAAAGAACAGUCAGCCAGUCAUCUUCCCUAAAAUCUACCAAUAGCAGCAACAAGGAGAGUAGUGGUAAAAAUAGUUCUUCCACUUCCAAGCAGAAAAAGACAGAAGGGAAAGUUUUUAGUGGUUCCAAAGAAGCCAAGGAGAAGGUUCCAAGUAGUUCUUCAAACUAUCCUCCAGCUACACAAAUUCCAGAUGGCUCUAAAACACGUAGAGCAAAGCUUGCUUUUGAUGACAGGAGUCAUUCAGCAGACCAUUAUUUACAAGAAGCUAAAAAGCUAAAGCACAAUGCGGAUGCAUUGUCUGAUAGGUUUGAGAAAGCUGUCUAUUAUCUUGAUGCUGUGGUAUCCUUCAUUGAAUGUGGGAAUGCUUUGGAGAAAAAUGCUCAGGAAUCCAAAUCUCCAUUCCUUAUGUAUUCAGAGACUGUGGAGCUAAUUAAGUACACUAUGAAGCUGAAGAAUUACUUGGCCCCAGAUGCUACAGCUGCAGAUAAAAGACUGGCAGUUCUUUGCCUUCGAUGCCAGUCCUUACUGUACCUGAGGUUAUUUAAGCUGAAGAAGGAGAAUGCUUUGAAAUACUCAAAAACAUUAACUGAACAUUUAAAGAAUUCCUAUAAUAAUUCUCAAGCUCCAUCACCUGGCAUGGGAAGCAAAGCUGUUGGGAUGCCUUCCCCAGUUUCUCCAAAGCUCUCUCCUGGCAAUUCAGGAAAUUAUACUUCAGGGGCAAGCAGCACUUCAGGGAGCAGUUCCUCAGUAACUAUUUCACAGAAAAUCCACCAGAUGGCAGCCAUCUACGUUCAGGUCACCUCCAACUUCCUUUAUGCCACUGAAAUCUGGGACCAAGCUGAACAGCUUUCUAAGGAGCAAAAAGAGUUCUUUGCUGAACUGGAUAAAGUUAUGGGCCCUCUCAUCUUUAAUUCAAGCAUCAUGACAGACCUAGUUCGUUACACCCGGCAGGGACUUCACUGGCUUCGUCUGGAUGCCAAGUUAAUAUCUUGAACUGAAGGAUUCUUACCAGAACAUAUUCUCGUUGCCUCUGAUUUUUCUCCACAACACUGUGUCAUAUCAAUAAGGAAGACUGCCAUAACACUGCUUAGUCAACACUAAGAGCAAGGAAUGCUUCUGCCUCACUGUCUCAUUGCCCCUGUCAUGUCUGGUGUGCCUUAAAUCUUACACUUGGAUGAAGACUUGAUGGACUGUUUACAGAUGAAGCGUCACAGGAGGACCAGGUCUGCUGUGUACGGCUGGUUUUGUGCAGUAGUUAGGUAAAAUUUCAUUUCCUUAUAAUGUUUCUUUAGGACUAACCGUGUAAAAAUAAUUGCUUUUAUAAAACCCUUUAGUAUAGACUUAAUCUAAAUCUAGUGAGUCUGGAUUGUGUAAGGCUGCUGAAAUAAGCAGAUUUUCUUCCCAAUACCAGAAAUGAACAUACGCUUUCAGGAAAAAAAAAGAUUGCACUCAAUUUCUGGAUCAUCAUCAUGUGCCAAAAGGAUGGCAAGUGCAAAAAAAGGAAUUGAAUGUUGAGUUGUAAACAUUAUACGACAUCAAGUACUGCAGUUUAUCCUCUGGGUUUGGUCUUUUAAACUCAUAUUUUACAAACUAGCAAGCUUUUAUUGUAUCAUAGUUGCAUAUUUGUAGGGCUUCCUUGAUUGUUUUGUACUUCCAAAAAAAAGACGGUUUUCUGCUAUCAGAGAAGGGAAAGUUAGCAGACCAAUGUUGAAUUGAAAACUUUCCUCUAGUGUAGAUUUCUGUCAGUUUAGCACCCUUCUGAAUUUAAUCUGUGUGAGAGUGUGUGAGAGAGAGAGGAACUGUUAGGGGCUGUAUUCAAAGGAUAAUCUUGUAGAAUCUUUAUAAGGAUUUUUUAGUGAGAAGUUUUUCAACUAGUAUCAAAGCAGAUUCAUUCUUUCCCUUUUAGCUCCACAGUGUCUUAGGGAGACCUUAAGGCCCAGUGUAUUUUAUAUACCCUUGUAUGGCCUGAUAGUCAGCAGAAGCUGUGUCUGUGUGUGUGUGUGUGUGUGUGUGUGUGUGUGUUGGGCGAAUGAAAAUUCUCAUGUAUGCUGAAUGGUGCUGCACUAAAAUAUUCUCCUUCAAAUUGUGUUCAUACUGGGAUGGUGAAUUCUUUUCAGUUGAAGAACAUUUCCUUCUGGUUAGUAAUGGGCAAUAGAAAGUUUGGGUCUGAGUAAUUGGAUUUCAAAUGCCAUGGUUUUUGGUAGAAACCCCAGUAGCAGUGUGUAGAAUGUGGCCUCCCUGACUCUGUCUGCAGUCAUCUGGAUAUUUGGCUCUGUUGUAGGUGACCAUUCCACCUCAAGUUUCUUGUGACUUUUUUGUUUAACUUUUAAAAUUGAAUAUAACUAAUGACAAAAGGCUGAUCUAACCUUUGAUGUAUAUAUCAUCUUGGAAAUACAGUUCUUUAAUAGGAUCACAUAGUUCAUUAAAGACUAAUUUUGUCUGCCUUCUGUCAUACGUACAUGAUUUAGCUAACAUUUUACCCUUUGUGUACAACCAAAGUAUGGAACAUUGUCAUGUCCAACGAUUCUUUUUUCAUCCUGGGAGCCUAAACGUAGCCUGGCUGAGCUAGGUCAUAGGGACCCCAACCUCAUAAGAUAGAACCUUUCUUCACAGCCACUGCCUUCAACUGUUGAGAUCUUUUUUUCUUCCAUCUCUUUCAGUCCUGCUUCAAGAAGCAGACCUGUGGCUUCCACCUAGUGAGGUGGCUUAUCCGUGAUUGUUGUUGACAGCACCAGUACUCCCUCCUUUAAAGCAAACCUUGAAGAAGGUGACCUUUUCAGGAGUUCUGUGCUGUGACACUAGAUGAGAUUUGUACAUAUGUCUGCCAAAGAAGGUGUUUGAAAAACUCUGGCCUAAGCCAACAAUGCAAACCAGUUUCAAAUAAUGUACAUUUGGGGAAAAGGCCACUCCCUAUUAUACCAAGAGGGUUCCUAUUAUUGUGGAUCGAUAUAUUUAUAUAUCAGUGUUGCACUUUGAACCACUUGUAGUUUGACUAAAUCCUUUUCCCCACAUCCAUUUCUCCUUUUAAUUAAAGAAACAUAAUAAUUGGACCAGGCUGGCUCAGAUAGCAUAAUUUUAUAUUGGCUGAUAGAAAGUUUAUAAUAUUAUGGAAUUUAUUUGAUUCAUAACAGCUGGGUUUCUCCUUGUGAAGCAAGAUUAUGGAAAACAAACUCUUUAAAGCUCAAGGCUUUGGCAUUCAUAUCUAGUAGAUCACAAAAAUAAUAAUAAUCCAUGUGAAUCCAGUGUAGCCCCAGUUGUUUUGGUUGAAGAUGAUUUAGCCAUAAAAGGAGUACAUUCUGCACUCUUCUUGGUGUGAUAGUGAGCAGUUUGAAUCUUUAGAAUUAUGUACACAUACUCACUUUAUAUAUGAUGUAUUUUUUAAAAACCAUGAAAUCAGUUUGUCUAAAGUAUAUAUGUGUAGUAUUUUAGCUUAGUGUACCCAUUUCCACAUUAUUUAUUAAAUUGAUCUAAGUCACUUUCUCAGUGACACUUCUGUCACUUAUUCAGUGACAUUUGUUGCAUAGUAAUAUACAAGAGUGCAAUGUGUAUUCCUUUAGAUUAAGAGUUUAUUUGCAGUAAGCUCAUUCUAAAAUGUAUCUGUGCCCUUUAUUAAUAUGUCAGGGCUUCGUAGGGUUGGGGGGGGGGAAUCGGGUGGAGAGGAGUCUUAAUUUUCCAAUCGAUAUUUGGAUAAAAAUGGCCUCAUUGUGUGUUUUAUUUAUAUAAUAUUUUGCUUUGUCACAGGUGCACUUAGUGGGAUUUUUGUAUGAAGUAGGUUAUGUUAAGCCUGAGCAAGUCCAAGUUUUAAAUGAACACACCCCACUGGGGAGUAACCAUUGUACAACCUUAUAGAGUCUAUGACUAGAAUUCCUCAAUUCUUUGAAACACAGAUUUCAUUAUCUUUAGCUUUAGUAUAAAGUAUGGUGGAGAAGUGGGUUUUUCCCCCUAGUAAUAGGUAAUAUAGAUCCAGACUAAUUCUGCAUUAAAGUAAAUGAUACAUGAAUUAAUAACUCCCUUCCAGAUGACUUGAGAGUAAAUUGUGACCAACAGUUUACAUUAAUCUGCCAGGGUUUUGGUGAUUUCUAAAGUGCUUGUCUCUUAUACUCAGCUAAUGGAGAACCUGUUUGGCUCUCUAGAGACCAGAACUAAACAGUUAGUUGCAAGAGCAGAAGUCACCUGUCAGAAGAUCAUUGUUAAGGCUGAUUUUAAAGGUAAAGUAUUUCUUACUAAGCUCCAUUAGAUCUCUAGACCAACAGUUCAGUUGAAGAAACUUGAUGCUUUCACCACAAGUGGUCAAGCUGGGAGUUCAGGCUAGAUGCAAACAUAGACUUUGCCCUGUGAAAACCUUAAAGUUGCAGACUGGUUCUCAUGCUUUUAAAUAACCUUUGGAGGAUAAGCCCAUUAAUCUUCUCUGUGCCAUUAUUCAGCAUGUCUUAAAAUGAGCAAGAAAAGGCUGCCCAGAAGUGUGGUUUAAUUAUAACUGUUCACCUUUGAAAUUCUCUGCCUGUUUUAUUUCAUCAGGAAAAAAGUGACCGGAAAUGCUGCCUUUCAAGUCUAUGCCAUGAGGGCCCAUAUUUAUUCCACUAGCUGGUGAUGUAGACUUUCAAAAAAUGUCCCUGUUUUUGUGACUUUAUGCAUAACCCUAGCAAAUUAUUCAGUUGAGCAUUCAUCAGUAUUGUGGCACUCACUAAUUGAGUUGACUUCAUUGAUAUGAAUGCCUAAAAGUUCACCUUCUAAGACCAGACAUGGUGUUAGCAAGCAUAGCUCCUACGAUUUGUAUCUGGUCUCCCUUUUGAAUGAUUUGUAUAUGGAGGAUGAAGUGCUUAUAUAUUUAUUGAAAAUCCUUUAUCUUAUUUGAAAUUAUAAUUAUUUGGUGAAUAAGGGUUUAAGGGUUUUUUUUUGUUGUUUUGUUUUUAUUUGUUUUGUUUAGGGGAGGGAUGUUGAUGAAGGGAAGCUGGGAAGGGUAGCUAACUUGUAAGUCCUGGUUGAUCCUAAAGAAAAGAUAUUGUUAGUGAUUGACAGGAUGUCUUUAUUUGUACAUGACUCAAGUCCCUGUUUUACAUUUGUUUUACCCAAAUUAUUUAGGCAUCUGGUAUUUUCAACCAAAACUUAAAAUACGUACUGUGAGUUGUAUUUGUUGCAAUACACUUAAAUUUCAAGGGAUAGUUUGGGGCUCAGAAGUUAGGAUUUUAAAGUCAAUAUGUGCAUUUCAUGUAAUAAAGCUGUUAAUGGUGAGCAAAGUAUUAUAUACUAACUAGAUUUUUCCACAUCUGUAUAGUAUAUUCUAUGUAUUUUGUGGUAUUGAGAUUAUAGAAAGUUUAGAGUGUCUGAAACAUGCAUUUAAUGUGUAUUUUUAAACAAAUUUAUGGCAAUUAAAAUAUUUGGAGAAAAGGGUAUCACAUUUCAAUUUGUAAAGAUCUUUUUAACUACUGUGUCAUUAAAUGCUUUGUAUAAUGCAAAACCAUAACUGGAAAAACUUAAGUUUAAUAAAUAUCAAAUAGAUUUUUCUGUAUUAAA